CCCACAAGUCUAUAUUGACUGCGAAGGUUAGAACUCAUGCUGCAUUGGGCUGCCAGUAUUCACUAUAAUGUCCUCUCUCCUACGAUUCAGUUUGAGUUCAUUCGUUCGCCGGGCAGCCAGGGCAGGCACCCGACCACAUAUAACUCAAAGGACAUCACAGAUUCCGCCGGCGUUCGCCACAUCAUGCAAACGUUGGGCUACUUCUACCACCCCACACUCGACCGCAUCAGAUCCUGGAGAGGUCGAAGCCCUCGACUGCCUGGAACAGGGCACACUAAAAUUAGAAGAAGGCGAUGUACAAGCCGCCAAGGCCCUCUAUCAACGCAGCGUUGACAUCAAGAAAACCGCCAGCUCACUAUUCAACCUGGGUGUAACUCAUUACCAUCUCAAGGAAUUUGACCAAGCAAUAAACGCUUGGAAAGAGUCCAUAGCGCUCCAGCCGUCCAGCCCUGAUGCUCAUACCAACUUAGCGAGUGCGUACAUUAUUUCUCCUGUCAGUCGUCCCGACCUGGCGUUACAUCAUUUGCAAAUUGCGGCUUCAUUGGCACCCGAAGAUCCGGAGAUUGCGUUCAACCUAGCCGCCGUUCUUGAAGCAUGUGGGCGUUUAGAAGAUGCUUUGGUGCAGUACAAGCGCAGCAAGGACUUCGGGGUCGACCGUGCCGCAAUGCACAUUCGCAAUGUUAGCGCAAAGAUUCUCGGACAGAAGCUUGCAGCUGCGGAAAAGGAAGGCAAACUUCAAUCCUAACCAAUGGGCCUGUCAUGCACUGCGUCAUAUUCGACGUUCGGCCUCUUUCACUUCAUGGCCCUCCUUUUUACACGUCACAGAGCCUUCCGAGACGCGUCAGUCGUUCACAUGCUGCUGUGAGUACAUCCCGCGAUUUUGUCCUUGUCGUGAUACGGUUGAUUGGAAUGGCGCUGGUCUUCUGUGAUUCCUGAGUAUCUUUACACCUUACUAGUCUCUCAUUACUCUUGGAAUGCUCUCAGGGUCAAUGUAUCGUUCCCGUAGCAAUCGUAAUAAUCUCGUCAAGAUCACCCUGCAAUUAUACUUUACAACCAUACGUAACAGAGGAGAAUCAU
Molecule: messenger RNA, 1077 nt
Organism: Somion occarium
Lineage: Eukaryota; Fungi; Basidiomycota; Agaricomycetes; Polyporales; Cerrenaceae
Source: the annotation of a GenBank genome assembly